This is a messenger RNA of Acaulospora morrowiae, 681 nucleotides long. NCBI's taxonomy places the organism in Eukaryota, Fungi, Glomeromycota, Glomeromycetes, Diversisporales, Acaulosporaceae. The record is from the annotation of a GenBank genome assembly.
AUGUUUAGCAAACAAGGCAACGAGAACGGUAAUGAAUCCCUAGGAAAUAAUAAUAACCAGAUUGGUCAGAACCAGGUUAACUUGAUUUUGAGGGAGCUCAUAAAUGCAAUGUGUAACACAGGAGCUGAUACGAAAAAUGCCUCCCUAGAAGUCAGCAUUUCAGUAUUAACCCAGCAAGUGCAAGAACUAGUAGCCCACUAUGCCAAACUCGUCAUAACAACAACGAUCCAACCCGGACACAGGAUGAGAACUAAGCUGGACCUACAGGAUAUUAUGUGCUACAAAUCCGAAAUGGAAGCCCAAUAUGUGGAAAUAAUGGAGGAUGAGAAUGAAAUCAAUGAUGAUCCAGGAAUUACCUCCCCAAGAAGAGACCAGCAGAGGGAACCCGAUCCAGCGCAUGAAAGAGAAACUAAAUAUCCGAAUGAUGAUGAACCCGCAGAUCUUAAAGAAGAGUUGGACGAAAUACUAGAUGAAGACGUAAAAGAUAUGGAAGAGUACUAUACAAAAGAUACAGGUAGGGAAGAAGUAACAUUUCCUGAAGAACUAUCGAGCCCCGCUGCCUACCUAUCUCAGAUUGAAAAACUACCUACAAUAAUCACUGAAUACAAAGAAAUCGUGACGAUGGAAGGAAUUGAACAGAUCGAAGUAAGUGAGAAGUUAGGUUCCGAAAAACAAGAUUAA